UCAGCUCAAGCUCCAUCUCUAUAUCUACUCUUUUCCAUACUGGGAUGUUUUUCUCCUGACUGUCUUCAAGCAGCCUGGUUCAAAUCUUAAACAUACUAAUAAUAAGCACCUGACAGCGUGUAUCCCUGCCAGCCGGUCUCGCCCAUCAUGGCGGCUGUCCCGGCUUCAAAGGUACUUGAUGUGAUAGCCCACCCUCUUUUUCCCCUGUUCUUCGCGAUACCCCUCUUCCUAAUCUUCUUCCUCGCCUACUUUUUCGUCGCCCCGUAUUUUGCUACAGAGCGCCAACGCGCUUACAUCCUCUCAACUACGUCGUCAUGUUUCAUGACGCUGGUAUCGUUACCUUUUGUUUGGAAGUAUGCUCGGCAUGGCUUGGGCGUGAUCUAUGAAGAAGGACAGAGUGGAUGGAUGGGAGCCUUAGGAAGAGUGGGUGUGGUCUUUUUUGCUACUUAUCUGUUUUCGGAUCUGGCUAUAGGGUACUCCAGGUACCCCUCUCAGGUCGGAUUACUUACCGGCUGGAUUCAUCACGCGGUCUACAUUGGUCUGAUGGGUCAUCUACUGAACACUAGACAUUCCCCCGUCUUUCUCGUCGCAGCCAUUAUGGAGCUCCCAACUUUUGAUUUGGCCAUGUCAAAUCUCUAUCCUUCUGUGAGGCAUGAUUUGCGUUUCUUGAUAUCUUUCUUCAUUUUCCGAAUAGCAUUCCAUGCCUACUUACUCGGGGAUUGUCUUCGCUCAUCAUCGCGCGCUGUCACGGAUGGCUCCUGGGUACCUUCCAUUAUGCUUGCUCUUGCAGGUGCUCUUCAUGUGAUGUGGUUCAAAGGCGGUGUAACUGGCUAUCUCAAAAGACUUGGGAGAAGCAACGCGAAAGCAGAGAGUGUCGAGGAGCCAUGUUCAACCAUGGGUGAGAUCUUGGACCAAAACUCGAUCACCACUGGCGAGCUUGUUCUGGAGAGCCUGGAUGACUCGCCAGGGACUCCAGACGAUUCACCUCUGAUGACACCACGGACCCCUUCACAAACCCCUUUCGUCCUUCCUGCCAUCCCUUCCAUCGCCAUCCCGAGUUUCCCCACACUAUCAAAUCUUCCCAUCGUCUCUAUCCCUGCCAUACCUUCAAUUUCCGGCCUUUCGCUUGCCGAAAUCAGGGCCGCUUUGAACAAGGAAGGAGCGUUCAAGCUGAAAGGCAAUGAGUUUAAGGAAGCUGUCAAAGGUCGUUGGGAAGAACACCGUGAGAAAUUUGUCGAGCGCACCGGGCUAUCGCUCGGGGCUAUGAGGAUGAGGAAACGGGGCGAGCGACAGGUCAAAGAGCACGUCGAGGAACAGACUGACGAGGGACAAUUGAUGACCAUGUCAGUCGACGGUCACGUUGGGGAGAACCAAUUGGACUCGAUUUGUAUUUAGCAUUUAGGAUAUACACUCUCGUCGUAUGAGGAUAAGGGAAAUUGUUCGUCAUUCAUAUACCAUGCCAUUCUCCUACGGGGAGUUUAUAGGUAUGGAGAACAACUAAUCCACGCUUUGAACAAAGAAAUCUCAUGUUCAAUCAACUUUCCUUUGGCCCACCAGAAGAUGUCAUUUCACAUAUUCACGCAAGGGCCGAGCGCUUAGCUUACGGCACCGCGGUCUGUUGAAUCCGUGAAUCGAACCAGGCGCAGAAGAACCAACAAGACGUACAAAUCCAAUAAAAGAUAAUAAUGUAGUUUGCGCGGCUAUGAUAUAAGUCUAGUUGCAAUGGUGACAAAAUAUACUACUUCCUAGCAACUCAACAAAGAGCGAAUGAUGGAUGCUUGCUUAUUGAGAGCGCGCCGGUACAAAUAACUCCUGGUCGUCCACCAUUAAACGCGACGAGAGUCAGCAGCAUCGCGGCGUCUCUUCUGCUGAUGUUGUUGUCAGUCCGCAUCUUGCUUAUGAUGCGUAUAUAUAUGGUGGAUCAGCUUUUGGUCUUUCCAGCGUGGCUUGAGUCAGCACCUUGUCCUUGCUGACAUUCAAAUGAAUAUUCCGACAGGAUUAAUUCCAUGCAUAUAGAAUGCG
Cryptococcus deneoformans JEC21 is the source of this 2022-nucleotide messenger RNA. Its product is annotated as expressed protein. The record is from RefSeq and is a predicted model, not a curated record. Gene Ontology annotation, cellular component: endoplasmic reticulum. Lineage: Eukaryota; Fungi; Basidiomycota; Tremellomycetes; Tremellales; Cryptococcaceae. The coding region runs from base 148 to 1395 and encodes 415 amino acids. The transcript has 6 exons. Gene Ontology annotation, biological process: lipid homeostasis.